This is a messenger RNA of Aethina tumida (small hive beetle), 2669 nucleotides long. It is a transcript of the gene singed, whose product is annotated as protein singed. NCBI's taxonomy places the organism in Eukaryota, Metazoa, Arthropoda, Insecta, Coleoptera, Nitidulidae. Bases 253 to 1806 code for a protein of 517 amino acids. The transcript has 7 exons. Gene Ontology annotation, cellular component: actin cytoskeleton; cytoplasm. Gene Ontology annotation, biological process: establishment or maintenance of cell polarity; cell migration; actin filament bundle assembly. The record is from RefSeq and is a predicted model, not a curated record. Gene Ontology annotation, molecular function: actin filament binding; protein-macromolecule adaptor activity.
GACGCAUAUUCUAGUACAGUUGUGUGCGCGAGUUACGCCUGCGUCCAUUCACCACACACCAUCACCGAUUUAUCGAGCGUUCUCAUCCCCUCGUACUAUCAGUGCAUAUACCCCUAGACCGGCCGGCUCGAGUUGUGCAGGUGAUCGCCAUAUCAGAGUCGUCAAAUUUUCCUGCGAUCUGUUUCGUCAGUGGAUAAACGGAAUUCGGUUGUGGUGUACGGGAUCACGAGAAGCAAACAUCCAGAGACCAUCAUGAACGGUUUAAACGGUCACCAUGCCAACGGGGAGUUGAACGGUUGCGGAGACAUCAUCACCCAAAACCAACAGAAGGGAUGUUGGACCAUCGGUCUGAUCAACACCAAGUUCCGCUAUCUGACCGCCGAGACAUUCGGCUUCAAGAUCAACGCGAACGGCACCUCGCUCAAGAAGAAACAGAUCUGGACCCUCGAACCGGACACCGCCAAUUCUGGAGACAGCUUGAUUUAUCUGCGCUCCCACUUGGGCAAAUACCUCGCCGUCGAUUCGUUCGGUAACGUGACCUGUGAGGGCGAAGAACGCGAUCCCGGAAGCCAAUUCCAAAUCAGCGUGUCCGAAGACGGUAGCGGAAAAUGGGCGUUCAGGAACGUUGUCAGGGGCUAUUUUCUGGGCGCUUCGUCCGACAAACUGACCUGUACCGCAAAAGUGCCCGGCCAGGAGGAGUUCUGGCACGUGCACUUGGCCGCCAGGCCUCAGAUGAACCUGAGAUCGGUUGGACGCAAGAGGUUCGCCCAUCUGAGCGAGAAUCUCGACGAGAUCCAUGUAGAUGCCAACAUCCCUUGGGGAGAGGACACCCUCUUUACUCUCGAGUUUAGGCAGGAUGAGUCCGGAAAGUAUGCAAUUCAUACUUGCAAUAACAAGUAUCUCUCACUUUCUGGCAAGCUUGUGGACAACUGCAACAAAGACUGCCUCUUCACCGCCGAAUAUCACAGUGGCGCUUUGGCAUUGAGAGACCGCACUGGCUCUUACUUGGCCCCCAUCGGUUCGAAAGCCAUCUUGAAGACGAGAUCGAACACGGUGACCAGAGACGAGUUGUUCUCCCUCGAGGACUCCCUACCUCAAGCGAGUUUCGUAGCCGCCCUCAACUCCAGAUUCGUUUCCGUCAAACAAGGCGUCGACGUUACCGCCAAUCAAGAUGAGAUUUCCGAUCACGAGACAUUCCAACUGGAGUUCGAUUGGAGCACCAAGAGAUGGUAUAUUCGUACAAUGCAGGACAAAUACUGGACAUUGGAAACAACUGGAGGAAUUCAAGCCGCAACAGAAAAAAGAUCCUCAAAUUCUCUCUUCGAUUUGGUUUGGCAAACUGAUGGAUCAGUUGCCUUUAGAGCAAACAACGGUCGUUACGUGAUCACCAAGAGGUCCGGUCAUCUCUUCGCCACUUCCGAUGUGAUUGACGACAACUGCAAAUACUUCUUCUAUCUUGUCAACCGACCAAUUCUCGUGUUGAAGUGCGAGCAAGGUUUCGUCGGCUACAAAUCGUCCAGUAGCACAAAACUCGAGUGCAAUAAGGCUACGUAUGAGACGAUCCAGGUUGAAAGGGGAGAAAAGGGCGUCGUCCACUUUAAAGGGCAAAAUGGUAAAUACUGGCACUCAGAUAGUGAGAGUGUGAACGCCGAUUCAGAUACUCCUGAAGGUUUCUACUUGGAGCUCAGGGAACCGACACGUCUGUGCAUUAAAUCGACGAAUGGAAACUACUUAACUUCGAGCAAAAAUGGUUCAUUCAAUUUGGGCGGCACCUCCAUUGAAUCCGCCACACAAUGGGAGUACUAAGAUUCCAAAUCAUAUUUUUAUUCGGAAAAUCCGACAAAAAACUACAAAGCCGGAUAAACAAUUAGUUGUUUAGGAUUAAGGUCUAUUGUAAUUUUUUGAUUGGUUCUUCUGGUUUAUCAAGUCAGAUAAAAGUACUGCAAGUUUAUAUUUAUUAAUACUGAUACUAUUGGCUUAUUUUUUUGUUAUAUUUUUAUACAAUUUUUUAGAUAAUCGUGCACGUUAUUUUGUAAAAUUUUAUUUAUUUUAUUAUAUAUUAAGUCUAUAAUAUAGAUCCUUUCCUAUUUUUAAUAUGUAUAAGUAUAUUUAUGUGAUUAAAGAAUUUGAAAUUUAGUACGUAAAUCCAAUAACUAAACUAGCCAAUAAAAACCAACUGCCAAAACAUAAGGCCUUCCUUUUUUAAAUCAUUACCAAAAAUUUGUACUUACAUAAAAAAUACCGUACUUAUGGUUAUCGGAAUAAUUUUAUACGAAGUCGUUUAUACAAUUUAUAUGUUGUAUAUAUUUUUAACACAUAUUUUUCACUAUUAUGGCAAUAUGUAAGCAUUUAUAUGUAUGUAGCAAAUUUAGUAAUGUGUUUGAGGACUGUGACUAUUGAAGUUAAUCUCUAAUGUUAAUUUUAAUCGAAAUCCUCUGCACAACUAAGACCAGAUAAUGCAUUUAAUUUUUUAUCGUUUUAUCAUGUCCAAGCUCAAUAAGUUUUAGUUUAACAUAUCUUAGAGAUUAGGAGCUUGCUGAUAUUUGAUAAAAAUGGUUUUCAUGUCCAUUCAGUGUAUUUUUAUAGCUUUUAGCAUUUAUGGGUAAUCCCAUGUGUAAUCUUUUGUAUGAUAUAUGUAAUACUUAAAAAUAAAGAAAGUCCACCAAUUA